GGUGCGUGGGGACCCAGGAGGGGCGGGGCCGGGAGGGCCCAGGCUGGGGCGCGAGGCUCAGGCACCGGCACCGGCACCGGCGUGAGCGAUGGCGGCGCGCAGCCUGGGCCGCGGCGUGGGGCGGCUGCGGGGCGUCCUGGCGCGCGCGGGUAUCGGGGCGCACACGGCGCCUCCCCAGGCCAGGGCAGCCUCGUACCCCGCGCGCCGUGCGCAGGCCGCCCGCGAGCCCGCAGCCUUCUGGGGGCCCCUGGCUCGCGACACUCUGGUGUGGGACGCCCCCUACCACACCGUCUGCGACUGCGACUUCGGCAGCGGCAGGAUCGGUUGGUUCCUGGGGGGCCAGCUCAACGUGUCCGUCAACUGCUUGGAUCAGCACGUCCGAAAGGCACCCGAGAGCGUCGCUUUGAUCUGGGAGCGAGACGAGCCUGGCACGGAAGUGAGGAUCACCUACAGGGAGCUUCUAGAGACCACGUGCCGCCUGGCCAAUACGCUGAAGAGGUAUGGCGUCCAGCGAGGGGACCGCGUGGCCAUCUACAUGCCGGUGUCCCCACUGGCUGUGGCGGCAAUGCUGGCCUGUGCCAGGAUCGGAGCUGUCCACACAGUUAUCUUUGCUGGAUUCAGUGCAGAAUCCUUGGCUGGGAGGAUCAAUGAUGCCAAGUGCAAGGUGGUUAUUACCUUCAACCAAGGACUCCGGGGAGGGCGUGUGGUUGAGCUGAAGAAAAUAGUGGAUGAAGCCGUGAAGAACUGUCCGACUGUCCAGCACGUCCUGGUGGCACACAGGACGGAAAACAAGGUCCCCAUGGGGGAGCUGGAUGUCCCCCUCGAGCAGGAGAUGGCACAGGAGGCCCCUGUGUGCGUCCCCGAGAGCAUGGGCAGCGAGGACAUGCUCUUCAUGUUGUACACCUCAGGCAGCACUGGCUCACCCAAGGGGCUGGUGCACACCCAGGCGGGCUACCUGCUGUAUGCAGCCCUGACGCACAAGCUUGUGUUUGACUACCAGCCCGGCGACGUCUUUGGCUGUGUGGCGGACAUAGGCUGGAUCACGGGACACAGCUAUGUGGUGUAUGGACCCCUCUGCAAUGGUGCCACCAGCGUCCUUUUUGAGAGCACCCCAGUUUAUCCCAAUGCUGGUCGGUACUGGGAGACGGUGCAGAGGCUGAGGGUCAAUCAGUUCUAUGGUGCCCCGACCGCCAUCCGGCUGCUCCUGAAGCUUGGGGAUGGCUGGGUGAAGAAGUACGACCGCUCGUCCCUGCGCACCCUGGGCUCGGUAGGUGAGCCGAUCAACCACGAGGCCUGGGAGUGGCUACACAACGUGGUGGGGGACGGCAGGUGCACGCUAGUGGACACCUGGUGGCAGACAGAGACUGGCGGCAUCUGCAUUGCGCCCCGGCCCUCCGAGGAAGGGGCUGAGAUCCUCCCUGGCAUGGCCAUGAGGCCCUUUUUUGGCAUCCUGCCUGCUCUCAUGGAUGAGAAGGGCAAUGUGGUGGAGGGUGGCGACGUCUCUGGGGCCCUGUGCAUUGCUCAGGCCUGGCCGGGCAUGGCUCGGACCAUCUACGGUGACCACCAGAGAUUUGUAGACUCCUACUUCAGGGCCUACCCAGGAUACUAUUUCACUGGAGAUGGGGCUCACCGAACCCAAGAUGGCUACUACCAGAUCACGGGGCGCAUAGAUGAUGUCAUCAACAUCAGCGGCCACCGCCUGGGCACCGCAGAGAUCGAGGAUGCCAUGGCUGACCACCCCGCUGUGCCGGAGACCGCUGUCAUUGGCUAUCCCCAUGACAUCAAAGGAGAAGCUGCGUUUGCCUUCAUCGUGUUGAAGGACGAGGCUGGUGAUGCGGAUGCGGUGGUGAAUGAGCUCAAGUCGGUGGUGGCUGCCAAGAUUGCCAAAUACGCUGUGCCCGAUCAGAUCCUGGUGGUGAAGCGUCUUCCCAAAACCCGCUCUGGGAAAGUCAUGCGGCGCCUCCUGAGGAAGAUCAUCACGGGCGGGGUCCAGGACCUGGGGGACAUCACCACCCUGGAGGACCCCAGCGUCAUCGAGGAGAUCCUGAGAGCCUUCCAGACGCACAAAGAGAAAGGGGCAGCCGCCAAGUAGUAUGUGGCCUCAGCCGAGUUUGGACCUGCCGCAGGGGCGCAGCCUCACUUGCCCUUCAGGACGUCCCAGCACACAGGCCACACCCCAAGGUGAAGCCGGCCUGCAGCCCCUCUUCCUCUGGGCCCUGAAACCUGACCUGCCAGGAUGCCAAUGCACACGAUGCCUCUGCGCCACUCACCUUGGGCUCGGUCUGCAGGCCCAGGACAUCAGCAGCAUCUGCGGCUCACACCCAGGGCAGCCCCAUUUCUCCAGAAGUUUCCAGAGACAAAAGACAGAGGUGGUGCUGUUUGUAUGCUUGAAUUUGGAGAGCACUGGGGGAGUGUUCCAGUGUGAGGUGAGGGCGCCCACACGCACACAUGUGCACACACACGUGCACACACACACGCACACUGCAGCAGAGUCAGGGAAAUCUGCGCUGCCUCCAUCAGUGGGGAGGGCGUGCUCUUUGAUGCCUGUUAGCGAAUCUGGACUUCUGGUCAGAUGUCUGUGCCUCCACCUGUUUGCUGUCCUGGUAAAUCUGUGCCUCCACCCCAUGUCGGUCCCUCCUGACAUUGGUCUGUCGCCUCAGGACGGAUGAGCCCUGACUUCCCUAGCUGUGAAGCUGCUCUGGGUGGAUUUGUUCCUCUGAGCUGUGACCUGGAAGGGUUUGCUUUCUGCUCGAUGCCUCAGGAAAACUCAGAUGAACCUCAGGGCAGUUCAGCCUGAACGGGGAUCCUGGUCUGGGGGCAGGGGGAGCCAGAGACCCUGGCAAGAUGUGCGCUCCGCCCGGGCUCCUCCUCAACGUGCCUUAAGACCGCAUUGUGCCGUGGGUCAGGUCUCUCAGUGCUCGCUGGGAGCCAGGCCUGGUGCGCAAGGCCGAGGUGUGGGGCAGGUGGAGGCCACCCCUGCACACCCCGGGGCUGUGUGAGUGUUCAUAGGAUUGGGUGCUGCACACCGGACAAGGCCUUGCCACAUGGGCUCCAGGCGAUCGGGUGAGCCCCGAGACCCCACAGUGGCAGAGGCUACAGUGGGCACCCCUCUGAGCAGCAGUGCUCAUUACCACUGGUGAUGCUAAGCCACGCAGCGGGCCGCACAAGAGCCGUGCCGCUGUUACAAGAUGACUUGGGUCUCCGGCUCUCAUGUGGUUAGCAGGGAUGUUCAAAUAAAAUUUUAUUUUGUUCAUGCUCCA
Molecule: messenger RNA, 3260 nt
Organism: Chinchilla lanigera (long-tailed chinchilla)
Lineage: Eukaryota; Metazoa; Chordata; Mammalia; Rodentia; Chinchillidae
Gene: Acss1
Product: acyl-CoA synthetase short-chain family member 1
Exons: 14
Coding region: 89-2092 (667 amino acids)
Cellular component (GO): mitochondrion
Molecular function (GO): acetyl-CoA synthetase activity; AMP binding
Source: RefSeq, a predicted model, not a curated record